GAAGAUUGUCGUGUGGCUUUCAGCCUGACAAGAGACAAUUGUUCGGAUAGUGGAGAAGGUGGAUGCUGCUAUUUAGUGGAAAUCUACUAACCUUACCCACCCGGCCGAAAGUCUGCCAACCAAGUCCAGUAUACUUUGGCUAAUCCGUCUUCCCGUUGUUGUGACGAUUUGACACCUUAUCCAAACCCGGCCAAGUCCACCACCGGUUUUCACCAUAGAUUCCUCACUUCAACCCCCGCUUCUUUCCCCGUCCGCUCUGACCAAUUCACCUGGUCUUCAAACCCUGAUUGACUUGUCUGAGUCGCGCCUUAAAUGGUUAGGACGACAAUCCAGCCAGACCGACGCCGGCCUUGAGCUUGACGACCUCGCCGACGUUGCAAAACGCAAGGCAGCCCAGAGGUUGCAAGGGAAAAGAGAGCUCAAACGCAAGGCCAAACUCGAUCGCCUGAUUGCAGAGGACGAGAUGAAGUUCUCUCACAGUAUUCAGUUCAAUGCUGUACCCGAUUGGAGCAACAACUACAUCUCGUACAGUAACCUGAAGAAGCUAAUCUAUCAAUUAGAGAAACACGUUAACCAAACACAUGGCCACACGCAAGACGCUGAAUCGUCGCCGCUGCUCAAUGGGAAUGCCGAAGAUCCCGAUACGGUCUUUCGGCGGGCUUUGGAUCUCGAGCUAGAGAAAAUCUGCUCAUUUUACCAAUCCAAAGAGCGUGAAAUCUAUGAGGAUGUUGGAGUUUUACUUCGGGACGAGCAGGUAUUUGAAGAGGAUGCAGACGGUUUAGAACAAGACCAAGGCGAUGGAGCUCUACGAUCGACCAGUGCCGGAGCUGGCCGAGCCAGAUCUGGGAGCAUCUUUCGCUCAAUCGGAUUCAGUGGCAGGCAAAGAAGAGCAAGCACGAUGAGUGCGUCAUUGGACGAACCAGACGAGGACGGCGACAGUGAUGAUGAGGAUCCGGACGAGACAGAACACCUGAACAAGCACCGCUUCUCGGCCGGCAAGGAACGGAGACGAUCAGAAGGAGCUCCUGCCUCCGAAUCGAGGGCCUCUCGGGAGCUUUCCCGAUUUCAACGCCGAGCCAGCGAAUCUCGUCGAUUAAGCCAAGGCAUAGAUGACUUCAACGACCAGGCCUUCUCCGCGCUCUACGAUACGGGCUUGACAUUGAAGAAACGGACAGUGAGCCUCUAUGUCUCGUUAUGCGAGCUCAAAUCAUUUAUUCAACUGAAUAAGACUGGGUUUUCCAAAGCGCUGAAAAAAUAUGACAAGAUUCUGGAUCGGGCAUUGAAACCUGUCUACAUGGACCAGAAGGUUUCUCCAGCCUAUCCCUUUCAACAGGAGACUAUGAACACCCUUCAGGACAACAUCAAGUCGGUUGAGAGUGCAUACGCCGAUCUCGUGACUAAAGGUGACUUGUCGGAAGCGCAGAGAGAACUUCGCCUCCAUCUACGAGAGCAUGUCGUUUGGGAGCGCAAUACCGUCUGGCGAGAAAUGAUUGGCAUUGAGCGCAAAGCACAAGCCGCCAACAUGGGCAUCGGACGCUCCUUUCUGGGCGGAGCAACCGACCCCGUCAGGGCUCGUCGACAGGGUGAUGAAGCUGAAGAUGGCGGUGCCAAGGAGCUUUCAACGCCAGUUGGCCGCGUGCGAUGUCCCAGAUGGCUGUUCAGCCCAAGCUUCUUUCUCCUUCUUGCCAUUAUCGCUGUUUUCGUCGUGCUGCUGAUUGUGCCGAUUAUGAAGAAACCGGAACAGCAAAACUGCCUCGCCAUGCUGGUGUUUGUCAGUUUGCUCUGGGCUACCGAAGUCAUUCCGCUAUUCGUCACAUCGCUCCUGAUUCCUUUCCUCAUUGUCGUCUUACGCAUCGUCCGGUCUGAUGAGAAGCCACACCAUCGGCUUGACCCUAAAUCAGCCGCCAAGUACGCCUUCGCUGCCAUGUGGACACCGGUCAUCAUGCUUCUGCUUGGUGGUUUUGCCAUUGCGGCCGCCCUGUCCAAGUAUCAAAUUGCAAAGAAGAUUGCGACGCUGGUACUUAGCAAGGCUGGCACUCGACCUCGAACUGUGCUCAUUACGAACAUGUUCGUUGCCAUGGUCGCUAGCAUGUGGAUUAGUAACGUCGCAGCGCCAGUGCUAUGCUUUUCUAUCAUUGAGCCCAUUCUGCGCAAUCUUCCCGCGGACUCCAACUUUACGAAAGCGCUCAUUCUCGGAAUUGCUCUGGCAUCGAACAUUGGCGGUGCAGCGUCGCCAAUUGCGUCGCCGCAGAACAUUAUCGCUCUGCAAAACAUGACGCCCCAACCCAGCUGGGGUGUAUGGUUCUUCGUUGCCUUGCCUGUCUGCAUCAUCUCAAUUCUGCUCAUCUGGCUUCUGCUUCUGGUCACCUUCCAGCCGGGCAAGGGAACCACCAUUGUUCCUAUUCGGCCGAUGAAGGACAAAUUUUCUGGCGUGCAAUGGUUCAUCACAGCAGUCACCGUCGGCACCAUUGUGCUAUGGUGCGUGUCGCAUCAGCUUGAGGCUGUCUUUGGUGAUAUGGGCGUUAUUGCCAUCCUCCCGCUUGUGCUGUUCUUUGGCACGGGCAUCCUGACCAAGGAAGACUUUAACAACUUCCUCUGGACCAUUAUCAUCUUAGCAGCCGGCGGUCUCUCUCUUGGCCGCGCAGUCGACAGCUCUGGCCUUCUUCACACUAUUGCCGGAGCCAUCACUGCCAAGGUACAAGGACUAAGCUUGUACGGUGUCCUUGUUGUCUUUGCUUCCCUCAUUCUCGUCAUUGCCACGUUCAUUAGCCAUACCGUCGCUGCGCUCAUUAUUCUGCCUUUGAUUCACCAAGUCGGUGCGGGUAUGAAAGAACCGCACCCGAACUUGCUCGUCAUGGGCGGUGCCCUCAUGUGCUCUGCUGCCAUGGGAUUGCCCACCAGUGGAUUCCCCAACAUGACUGCCAUUAUGAUGGAAGAUUCUCAGACCGGCCAGCGCUACCUGCGCGUCUUCCACUUUAUCUCGCGCGGUAUUCCUAGCAGCAUCAUUACCUUACUGAUCGUCAUCAGUCUCGGCUACGGAUUGAUGCUGGCAGUCGGGCUGUAAAUUCUCUUUUCUCUCUCGCCCGCCUCCGGGGUUCACCGUCAUACUCGAAUUCCAUUCUUGAUCCCCUCACAACCCCUUCAUCUCCUUUUCUUUUUUGUUUUAUAGUUUUUUGAGCUUUCAUAUCUCUGCUUUUCUCCCCUUCCCAACGCGGGGGGUCAUAUAUAAGAUACAUACAUUGUUCCAGCAUGCCAAGCAUAUCCAUGGCAAGCGAAAGCGAGCGCGAGCUUACAAGAAAUUUGAACCCGUCUCUUUGUGGGUGGCCGUUUACCUUUUUCCUUUUUGCUUUUCUUAUUCUUUUCUUCUGUUUUUACCUUCAUCAUCAUUGCCUUCAUUGUCUCUAUUUUUCCUCCCUGUUCUUGACUUAUCACUUUCAUCAUUGAUUUAUUUUGCCAUUCUAGAUUGUAUGAUGUACAUGUACAUGCCCCUUGAUUUAAUUUUCCUUCUUUCUUUGAUUUCCCUCCUUUUAUCAUUUUUUGGUCAUUUGGACUGUCUGG
Messenger RNA from Xylona heveae TC161, 3558 nucleotides. RefSeq names its product SPX-domain-containing protein. The transcript has 4 exons. Gene Ontology annotation, biological process: monoatomic anion transmembrane transport; phosphate ion transport; polyphosphate metabolic process. The record is from RefSeq and is a predicted model, not a curated record. Gene Ontology annotation, molecular function: phosphate transmembrane transporter activity. Gene Ontology annotation, cellular component: membrane. Lineage: Eukaryota; Fungi; Ascomycota; Xylonomycetes; Xylonales; Xylonaceae. Bases 464 to 3064 code for a protein of 866 amino acids.